Molecule: messenger RNA, 402 nt
Organism: Colletotrichum spaethianum
Lineage: Eukaryota; Fungi; Ascomycota; Sordariomycetes; Glomerellales; Glomerellaceae
Exons: 3
Coding region: 1-402 (133 amino acids)
Source: RefSeq, a predicted model, not a curated record
AUGGCCCAAGCCUCGCCUUCGUGGCCGAGGCUGAUGGGGCUGCUGUCGGUGCUUCUGGCACUGAUUCUCGGCGUCUCGGCUGGGUCACACGGUGCUGCUGCCACCGGCUGUCUCACCGACCUUGCGUCAGUUUCGGAAAGCACUUGGUCCGUCGACUUUGACAACAGGACCGGCGUUGCUGAGACCCAAGAAGAGAGCUCGCAUGCCGGAAACGUAAACGAUAAGGUCAAGAAGCUUGAGACGACCAGCUUGCACAGCAAGGUCGUCCGAUCCGGUUUCGAGUCUUUCACUGUCGAGAUUCCGGCCUCGUGCCGGACCCUCGGCAUCAAGAGCUCACUCAUUGAGCUGCCCAUCAGCUUCGCUAGCCUGCACAUGCACCUGCAGAAUAUUCGCACCAAAUAA